Molecule: messenger RNA, 1410 nt
Organism: Schistosoma bovis
Lineage: Eukaryota; Metazoa; Platyhelminthes; Trematoda; Strigeidida; Schistosomatidae
Source: the annotation of a GenBank genome assembly
AUGUUCCUUCUGGUUACAGUUCUUGUUAACUUGGCUUUGUCAGCUACCUUUGCCAACGCCAUUUUUCCAGACAUUACAUUACACGAGUGUGCUUUAACAAAGGGAUGCUUGAGACCUGCUAUGUGUACCGAGUCAUCUUGUGCAUUUCUUGUCACCUGGAAGUUGGUGUCCGUGAAGUCUGAAAAUUACGUGGAAUUUGAGCUUAGAGGGAAUGUUCAAAAAGUUACAGGCUUUAUAGCACUGGCUUUCUCAAAAGAUCAAAGAGUGGGUGACGAUGGUGUCGUUGGCUGUUAUUAUCAAUCAUCAACAAAUACUGUGAAUAUUCGAGCUGGAUAUAAUGAUAUAGCUGGUAAAACUACGAAUUUUUAUAAUGGACCAGAUGAAGAAUUAUUAAUAACAGAUGGUGAGAAUUUAGGUGGUACAUUUAAUGCAAUGGAUGGUACAUUACAAUGUCGUUUUAGACGACGUGUUCGACCACUGGAUACGGUUCAUCAAUUAAUGGAUUUAACAUCACCGAAUGCAUAUCAUUUGAUUGUUACUCGUGGUGUUGAACGUAAAAAAGACGGAUUCGGUCGUCCUUUUGCUGGUGGAGAAUCGGUGUCUCAACGUCCGGUUGUCAUUACUUCACCUAUUUAUGGAAGUAUGACAGGUAUAAUUGGUCGUGGUUCCGCAAUUGCUAAAACUCAUGGAUGUCUUAUGGUAUUAGCUUGGGUAUUAUGCGCUAGUAUCGGUAUUAUACUAGCUCGUUAUUACAAAGAUGUAUGGCCUAAUUCUGGCCUAUUAGGUGAACGUGUCUGGUUUCAAUCUCAUAGAAUAUUACAAGGCAUAUGUGUCGGUUUAACGUGUAUUAGUAUAAUUUUGAUUUUUAUCUAUUGUGAAGGCUAUUCACAAGCAACAGCAUAUCCAUAUUAUAUACAUCCAAUACUUGGUUUAAUUGUCUUCUCUUUGGCUUUGAUUAAUCCAAUUAUCGCAUUAUGCCGUUGUAAUCCAGCCCAUGAAUAUAGACCUUGGUUUAAUUGGAUACAUUUUUUCAUUGGGACAUUUGCUUAUGUACUAUCUGUACCAACAAUGAUGUUAGGUUUACGUAUGCCUGCUGCUGGCCUUCAACUACAAUUUAUUAAUUAUCCAUUAUGGAUUUUAAUAUUUUUUGUAAUCUUCCAAUUUAUUAUUGAAAUUACUCUGGAGAUACAUGGAUGUUUCUAUUAUCGUCGAAAUAAAAAUAAGCGUCGAACAUAUGUACUAGAGAUUGAUCAGUAUCAAGCUGCUAAACGUUUAAACAAUGCACGUCAACCAAGACCUCCAGAACCGGAACCUUCUGGUCGUAUGUUCAAAUAUUUCAUAAUUGGACUCCAUGCUACAGUUUGCGCAAUUGUUGCCGUUAUCCUCGUCAUAAUCAUAGCAGUUAAUUAA